UUAAACAGACUGUAAAGAGUUUUAUUAUCAUCUGUUUUUGUCAUUUUGGUGGCUGCCUGUGAGCCAUACCUACAGUUCUUCUCAUAUCAUAUAAAGUUAUCCGCCAUGGUUCAAAGCACUGAAAAUUUAGUCGAAGCAGAGGAAGAAGCCUCUGUAUACGGCCCUAAAGUCAGAUGGGCGAUUCCGCAAAGGCUCGACUUCAUGACGUUUGUGGGCAGAGACGUGGUAGCUGUGGCACAUGAUGUUUACAUCAUAUUCUUUCACCUCAAGAACAUGACCGAAUUGGUCUAUGUAGCUAACAAUGAGAAGACGGGGGAUGGAGUCGAUGUUAUCGCAGGACACAAGUCCCAAUUUUUCGCAUUCGCGGAAAAGGCAAAACAUCCUAGAAUUUUCAUUGUGUACUAUCCAACGUUUGCCAUCAUGGCGGAAUUGAAAGAUGCAGACGUCAACCGCUACAAAGGCCUGUGCAUGAUGGAGUCGGACCUGAUCGCAGGGUUCAGCGGCUUCCCCAAUUACCUGAUCUCCGUGUGGAGCUGGCGUUCACACCAGCGCCUCCUGUGUAUACCCACGAAUGUGGUGCGACGGAACCAGAUAUACAUGGCCAGUCGUACGCAUGUGCUUAUAUGCCAGUGCUGGGGCGAGGGCCUACAUGUAUGGGAGGUCGCGCCAUGCUUCAAGCGUUGCCUGAUAAUGAAACGCAGUAGACAGGCGGCCGCCAGCUGGGAGGUCUCUAAUCCAAAGUUGAUAGCGGUUUGCUGGAGCAACGACGGACAACUGUACGCUAUUGAUGAAAAAGCUAAUCUUUACAGUUUACUGUCCGAUGGUGUGGGUAUGGUGACAAAUUUGGAGUGGUCGGACAACCUGAAGGGCUCCCGUAAGACGUGCAUGUGCUCAUUUCAUAGCGGCAUUUUAAUCUAUGGCCCUGAUAAACUCAUUCGGUGCCUAAGAAAAGCGGAAAAUAAAUGGAUAGUGUCUUGGAAGUAUACCCCCGAUGAUGAGGUGCUGCGUCUAGUGUCGAACUCGACGUCCGAUAUAGCAGUCGUAUGGACAGAAAAGGGUUUCGUUUACAAACUUGACGGUGAAUCGGAGGACAAGAUAAACGUCAAGUUGUUUACAUUCAAGCAGAGAAAUAUAAAGAAGUUUCAACUGAUCGCACCGGACUACAAAUAUCUCGCAACAAUCAAUAAUACUGGUGUCGUAUGUAUUUAUGAAGUCGAUACUGCGAAGCUGGCACUUGUAAAAUUGGUACGAGGGGGCGAUAUCUCCUUCGAAGCUAGUCCUGUGGAUCCUCUCAUGAUUAUCUUCGGCGAGGUUGGCAGUAACUACGGCAUGGCUGUAUUCACCUUCAGACCAGAAAAAGGCCUGAGUAAAGUCGAAAAUAUGUGCUUGACAAACCAGAUCGUCUCUAAAGUCGUUUUUUCACCCACGGGGAAACACGUUGUAGCAGCCGCGAUGUCCGCUGGGCAUAUCUUUAUUUUCCACCUGACAGAUGCGUACAAGCUCAACCUGAUACGGUACACGGAGCUGGGCCGCGGCCUGGCGGACUGCUUCCUCACGAAAGUUGGUGACUCCAUGCGUGCGUUCAGCCUCGUACUGUUCUCCGAUAAAUAUGCAAUCGGCGAGCGAAUUAUCUGCGUCAACGCGGAGUCGGGCAAGGACAACAAGUUCGCCGGCAAGAUCGCGGGCCCCUACGCACAGCUGCUGCCGCUAAGCACGAAGGACUCUGCGGUUGCUGUUGCGCACGGCACCGCGCAGCUGCACGUGCUCAAGCUGACCGGCGAGAAAGGCGUAACGGUAUCUGUGAAAAUGGGACAGCCUGUGGAGACGGGCCACCAACUGAAACACUGCAUGAUGUCGUACAACUCGGCAGCACUGCUCACGUACGGGGCUGAUGGCAGCGUCAUAUUUCGAACAUCUGAACUGCCGGAACCGUACGAACUACAGCUGGUCGUGUCCCAUCGCUACGAAUCGGGUGUGAGACAGGCUGCCAUUGACACCGGAACCAGAUUCGUGGUACACCUCGGGCAGAACCGCACCCUGGCGGUGCACUUCCUGCUCAAAGACCAGGAGCAUGAGACGAAGGAAGUGUGUCAUGUGCCGCCAGAGUGGAGCAUGUUCGAUGACAGUGCUCAUACCAUCAACAUGUUCUACGAAAAUGAUAAGAACUACCUAGACGUCCAAGAGGACAAGAAGGUGCGGGAAGAGGCGAUGGACUACAAGCGGCAGCGCGAGGACGCGGCGCGCACGUGCGAGGCCAUCCGGGCGCGGUUGCUGCGGCUGCUGGAGGAGAACCUGGCCGAGCGGCCGCUGCACCGCCUGUCCCUCGCGGAGUUCGACCUGCACCUGGAACACAAGAAGGAGCGCAUCAAGCAGGCAGAAAAAGAACGCGAGCAGAUCCGCCUGGAGACUGAGGCGCGCAUCCGAGCUCAGGACCACGUCACGGCGUGGAUCAAGAGGCAGUGCUGGGACACCAUGCUGUCGCCGCGCGUCAAGCUCUUCGCCAUAUUCAGCCAUUACCAGGUAGAGAACUACGCGGUGCUGCCGACCCAGCGCGACAAGUGGCCAGAGCUGCAGCAGAUCGAAGCGCUGCGAAGCGUGGAGGCGGAGAACGAAGAAGACCUGUUCAAGCCCUGGGAAGAACCGCCUACCAAGCUGAGCCUGGAAGAGGUCCAGGCGCCAUCUCGUCUGAGCAGGUUAGGUCAAGCAUCAACAAUGUCGGUGCGGGAAGUUCGCAAAAGCAUGGAGAGUCAGUUGCUUUCGGAAGUGCUGCCGCCGGACGAGGCUUCGGAAGACGCGCUGGCUGAACCCUACGUCCUCUCCGGGUCGAACGCACACCGCUACAUCGAGGUGCCGACCUUCAUGAUCCCGCAGACCUUGGCCUACAGCUUCUUGCAAAUGAACUGGUUGCAGCAUAUCAUAAAGCUUAACGUUCAGAACAUGCGGCUGUGGUUCAACAAACAGUUUGACGACUUGAUGAAUCAGAAGAAACGCGAGGUUGGUCUUGUGGAAGACCGCAACGCACGCCUUCGCUUCAUUAUUGACGAACUGAAUAAGCUAUCAGACUUACGUGGAAGCUUCCAUCACCUGGCUAUCCACAUACAAGAUCCCGAAUGGGCACAGGAGGAACAGCCGUCCAGACUGAUUAAAGUCGAUCCUGAAGAGUGCAGCACCGAGCCGUACGUGAGCCCCAGCCAGGCGGAGGUCCCGCCGGAGCCGCAGCCGCAGGACGACUUCCGCUCGCGCGCGCUCGUGUGCAUGAUGGACGGGGUGCUGGAGAAGCUGUGGCACGAGGAGAUCAAGAAGCCCAUCCCGAUGCCGCAAUGCAUGUUGGAGAAAGAUCCAGAACAUUUUAACGAGGAAGAUCUGCGUUUCGUAUUUGAAUACGAAGCUAAAGUUGCCUUUCGAAACGAGGAAAGGGACAAGUAUAGGAAAAUGUUGCACGCUGAAUACGCCAAGUUGUCACAAAUACUCAAUGAAGGGGUAGUGAAGUUCAACCAAAAGGUAAAAGAUAUGUGGCUGACAAAACUGAGAGUGGAUUCCGUGAUUGGACAAGAGAAUCUCAAUCUUAUGCGCCUGCGCACGACCAAUUUAGAUCGUGUUGAAAUGUCCGAAAAUUUGGAAGAAAUGCGAAAUGAUAUAAAGAAAUACGAAGAGGAGCUAGAAGUGAUACAGCAAGAGAUACAUUUGAUUCAGGAGCAAUUCGACGACUGCCAGGCGACCUACGAGAGCUUGGCGACUAAAGACAAAUACCUCGACCGGACCUUCAAGAAUCCGUUCGCUGAUCUCUCGCCAAUCAUUGUUGAUCAGUGUUACAAGUUUUUCAAAAAACGACCCAAAUGGCACCAGCGAGCGACAAUGAUUCCGGUGGUCCUUUACGAUCUAGCCAACGCUAUACUCACGGGGGUAAGGCCACCACUCCUGCACUCGGACUGCGUAGAUUACUUCAAGGGUGUCGAGCAACUCGAUCAGAUCAGCAAUAUGCCACCCGUUAUGGACGAAGGACUUUGGGUAUCUAUGUGCAAACUUCGACGUGGUAAAAUCGAGAACGAAAUACGUAUGCGAGCAGUAGCCCUGGAGGUGUCCUCCGUGGAGGCGGCCGGUGCCACGUGGCGCGCGGCCGCGGCGGCGCGCCGGCAGCGGCUGCACGGCACCAACGAGCUGAUCCUGCGCCACCGCCACCAAGCGGAGCUCGCUGCCCGGAACAAGACCAUCCAGCUUGUGCUUCCGGCGGGACAGGUCGAAAUAACAACAACUGGCCACAUGGACGACUUUGAAGACGCGACACUAAUUCCUCGCGAAGAAAUCGAAAAAGUCAAUCAGGUUAUACUGCAUAUGGGUGAAUGGAAGCUCCGCAUGAUGCGGAAGCAGAUAGAGUUCCGCAAGGGCAUCCUGUCCAAGGAGUGGGAGCACGCGCAGAUGAAGAUGAAGCUGCGGCACAUGGAGCAGGAGCUCUAUUCCUACCAGAGGCUCAAGAUACCGAAAGAACUGCAGAGCUACCUGAAGAAUAAAGAGCUCGGGUAUACAGACGAACAGGAGUACGCGAAAAUGGAGAAAGAAAUGGAAGCCUCGAAGGUGUCUGUCAAUAAGAUACUGAAUGAACAGAUUAAACGGGUGGAGGAAGUUGAGAUGAAAAUCAACGCGUUAGAAGCUCAAGCGCAAGAGUUGGAGAAGCUGAUAGUGUCUCUCAACGCGAAAGUGUCAGAGAAGAGAUUGAACGAGGAUCCUCUAGAGCCCAUACGCAUUCGCCGUGUGUUCAAAAAGCGUAUGGAGACACUGGUGACGCGCGGCCAGCUGAUCCGCGAGGUGCAAGGCCACCACACGCGCAUUGUGCUGCUACAGACGGAGCUGGAGCUGUUGCGGCUCAAGACCUACCCCACGCUCGCAUCCUUCCGCACCAUCACAUAGGAAGGCAUCGCUAGGGCUCGCCCAACGAAACCAGAUAAAUGAAUAAAUUAAUGAAUGAAUACACUUUUAACACCA
Molecule: messenger RNA, 4980 nt
Organism: Pararge aegeria (speckled wood butterfly)
Lineage: Eukaryota; Metazoa; Arthropoda; Insecta; Lepidoptera; Nymphalidae
Product: cilia- and flagella-associated protein 43
Exons: 31
Coding region: 106-4905 (1599 amino acids)
Biological process (GO): cilium assembly
Cellular component (GO): axoneme
Molecular function (GO): protein binding
Source: RefSeq, a predicted model, not a curated record